AACACAAUCCCGGGACUAAUUACUUAUUAGUUCUGAAGUAAUUCAAGUUCCUUUGCAUACACUUACGCAUCGCCACUCCAAAGCGACACCCUACCUGUAUUGCUAAAGAUGCCGCCCAAGGGUGCGACCAAGAAGAGGGCCGCGAACGACGGUUCCACCACUCAUACACCUACUCUCUCCGAGCAGCUGUCAUACCUGCACAGUCCUCGUCCAUUCAAAAAUCCUAACUACAUAAAAAAUGCGAAUCGUCGAACCAAGAACCUGAAAACCGUGCUAGGUCAGGAACGGGAGAAAGAGCGGGUCGAAAGGGAGAGGCGGAGACAAGAGAGAGAUAGUCAGGCGAUGGAUAUUGAUGAAGGCAAGAAAGAGCUUGUUGAGGUGAACGAGGAAAUCUCGACUUACCUAUCGAUAGAAGCACCACCAUCUGUUCUGCCACAGAGGCAUUACUGCGAUAUUACAGGGCUGGAGGCACCGUAUACCGAUCCUCGGACUGGACUGAGGUAUCACGACAAGAGCGUUUAUGAGCUUGUUAAGAACCUUAGCCCAAGCGCGGCGAAGGACUAUUUGGCUGCAAGGGGCGUAAAUCCCAUUGUCCGAUAGAUAGCCUAUCAUUCUCGACUGAUAUGGAUUCAUCAUCCGUGGCACCGACUGCUAUGCUCUAACAAAUCGCACACCCAGGUGUCCGUGGCUCUCUUGGAUGCACAAUUAUUCUGUACGAGAUAUAGGACCCCAGGGAUUGCAUGUGACACUAUAGGCUUUCCUUCAAUGCGAAUUCUACAUGUCGGUGAGAGGUUGUUAACCAAUACAAUGACUACAUGACAUCCACUCAGGGGAACAAGUUUACGGCUGGAUGGCCGAGUGGUCUAAGGCGCUAGAAUCAGGAUCUAGUCCGAAAGGGCGCGUGUUCGAAUCACGCUCCAGUCAAUAAAUUUUGUUCUGUCUUUUUUUCCUCGACUCGGGGCCCCAGAUCGGCCCCCUCAGUGUGUGAGAUACCUAAAUGUAGUUACUCCUUGUGGCGUACUUAACUCGUAC
Molecule: messenger RNA, 1032 nt
Organism: Suillus bovinus
Lineage: Eukaryota; Fungi; Basidiomycota; Agaricomycetes; Boletales; Suillaceae
Exons: 6
Coding region: 109-600 (163 amino acids)
Biological process (GO): chromatin remodeling
Cellular component (GO): Ino80 complex
Source: RefSeq, a predicted model, not a curated record